AUGGUGAACCCAGGGAAGCGUAUGAACGUUUUGAAAGCCUUACUAAACCUACGGCAUGGCCCUGGCGCAGCGAUUCUGCCGCCCGAGGUCACGAGAAUACACAUGGACUUUGCUCUGAGAUGGAACGAGGGACACUUUGGCCCGAGGAAAUUCUGGAAACUAUGCCUUCCACGCCUGAAAUUCUGGAAUCCGUCAAUCCCCAUGUUAAUAAAUCGCCAUACCAACCAAUCCGGCCCGGCGACCAUGUCCAUCUACUUCCGACAGAGCGCCGCGACCGCCUCCAAGGCCGCCGCGUUACCCAUACAACGGCAGCCACACUCGAGUACGACCAACGAGACGCCCGCCCCGGCGCCUGAGGAGGGCGAGAAGGUGGUCACGAUUGAGAUGAAGAACCAGCACUCGGACGCUAUCCUGGCCGACUUCCUGCAGAAGACGGGCGCCACGCUGAUCCACCCCACAGCCGACGAGAGGUCCGAGAUGGUGCAGCUCGAGGAGCUGAGCGAGAGGGCGGUGGCCGACCGGGCCAUCAACAAGAGAUUCCUCGACGAGAAGAGGAGGGAGGAGCGCAUCAUGGCCCGCGCCAUGGAGGAGGCCGCGGCCAUCAAGAUGGCCAACCAGUAA
Molecule: messenger RNA, 621 nt
Organism: Neoarthrinium moseri
Lineage: Eukaryota; Fungi; Ascomycota; Sordariomycetes; Amphisphaeriales; Apiosporaceae
Exons: 3
Coding region: 1-621 (206 amino acids)
Cellular component (GO): mitochondrion
Molecular function (GO): structural constituent of ribosome
Source: RefSeq, a predicted model, not a curated record